Messenger RNA from Ochotona princeps (American pika), 1326 nucleotides. It is a transcript of the gene SPTSSA, whose product is annotated as serine palmitoyltransferase small subunit A. Gene Ontology annotation, cellular component: serine palmitoyltransferase complex. The transcript is spliced from 2 exons. The record is from RefSeq and is a predicted model, not a curated record. Bases 67 to 282 code for a protein of 71 amino acids. Gene Ontology annotation, biological process: ceramide biosynthetic process. NCBI's taxonomy places the organism in Eukaryota, Metazoa, Chordata, Mammalia, Lagomorpha, Ochotonidae. Gene Ontology annotation, molecular function: serine C-palmitoyltransferase activity.
GGGGCUGGAGGACGCGAGCGGGCGGCGGGCCGGACAGACUGACGUGCGGCUGCAUCGCGGAGGCGCAUGGCGGGGAUGGCGCUGGCGCGGGCCUGGAAACAGAUGUCCUGGUUCUACUACCAGUACCUGCUGGUCACGGCGCUCUACAUGCUGGAGCCCUGGGAGCGCACCGUGUUCAAUUCCAUGCUGGUGUCUGUCGUGGGAAUGGCGCUGUACACGGGCUACGUGUUCAUGCCACAGCACAUCAUGGCAAUCUUACACUACUUUGAGAUUGUACAGUGACCAGGAUGUGACCAGAAUCCAGAGGUUUCCUGGAGAAGAAGUUGGAAUGAGACUUCAUCCAAUGUCAUGAAGAAACUCUACGGAUGUCAACAUAACCAACCUUACAAAGACUAAAAUUCAUGAGUAGAACAGGAAAAAAAUCAUCCUGGCUCAUGUGUUGUGUUCUUUAUUUUUAAUUUUAAAAGAGGCUCUUGUAUAGUAAUUUUUGUCUAUUUUAACAUUGUACUCAUUUGUACUUUGAUAUCAGUAUUUUCUUAACCUUUGUGACUGUUUCAAUAUUACCCUGUGAAAGCUUUUCUUAAUGUAACUUUGAGUACAUUUUAAUUGCCUUCUCUUUUUAAAACCCAAAGUCAUUAGUUGGGCUCUACUGUUCUUGCUAUUGUAUGGCAUAUACACCUGCCUGGAUCUAUUUCUACUCUUGACCAAAGUUUUGUAAGAAACCACAACAGAUUUGGGGCAGGGGAAUGGGGUGGGGAGGAUAUUUUACUGAGAAUUCCUUACAAAAGACAUAGCUGUAAGCUUGAACUCAGGAGUACAGUUUUAGCUAUCUAGACUCAAAACAGCUUUUGCUUUAAAACUAUUCCAGUGUUUCUUAACAACGAAAAAGAAAAGAUCUUGCUAAAGUUAAAAUAAAGAACAUUUCACCUUUUAAACUAUUUAAUUCUUAUGUGGACUUGUUUCCAGAAAACGUGAUGAAUCUUGUGGCACAAGUUGGUUAAGUUAGCAUUAGUAGGUAAUGCUUGUGUAACAUAGAGUUUUUAACAGAAGGUAAAUCGGGUUCCUCUGGGGGCCAGUAUGAACAGUGUACGUCCUUAAGUUUGAUGUCAUGAUUGUAAUGGGUGCUGCAAAUGCAUUUGUACAUUGAAGUAAGAUAUGAUGAAAUGAUUUAUUGUUAAAAAUUAUAAAAAAAGCAAGUGUAAACUUGAUUAAAAAUCCUUUCACUCUUUGUAUUUUUUUUUAAAGAUUUUUAUUCCGUAAAUGUAAAAUGACUAAUUUUUUUGGAUGUAAACUCAUUAAAUUCAGAGAGAACAAAAAUCAGCUGAU